AUGACAACCGAUGGCACUUCCUUUAGUAAAGGAGGCAUGUAUAUGAUAAGUAAUCUAGAAGUGAAACCAGAAUCAGGUGUUGGAGGCUGCUGCCCCUAUAAUCAAGGCAAUGCAUACUAUGCAAAGUAUAUUGCAAAUCUUCCAAUACAAGAUAUUAUCAAAACUCAAUUACCAUGUUUUCUAUUAUACCUCCCAGCAUUGGAUGCAUUAGACAUUUACUAUCAAAAUCUUCCUUGGAUUGAUUCUUGGCAAAUUAAAUUUCCAUACAUCACUUCACUCAAGGUUUCAGGUGGAGCAGAAAUUCAAUUUAAAUAUCUCAAACAACUUUAUGAAAGCAAAUUAUUGUUUCUUGUUGAACAAUAUAAUGAUAAUGCUGAUUGCACCCUCUUCCCACAAAGACUACUUGUGAAAUUUGUACAACAAUAUGGAAUAGAGGCACAUAAAACCUGGAAAAUUUCCUUUGAUGGCUGUAAUGUUGAUAUUGUAAAUACACUGGGUGGCCAGUUUAUGCUUCUUGUAAUAAAACUUGAAAAUAUUUUUAUCACAUCUCUUGCUGAUAGUUAUAUUCACAUCACUGUUGAAGUGUCUGCCUCUCUUGCUUCUACUGCCAUAGAAAAUAAACAUAAACGUAAAGCCAGUAUUGAGGACACAGAAGUUUAUAUAAAGGAUCUCAUGAAGAAAAUAAGACUAUCAGAUUCUCCAAAUUGUAAAAAUAUAGAGCCAAACAACGUUGAUUAUGCCUUUGUUUUAGAUGUAGUUUAUUCUAUGCCAAAUGUGUUUGAUGAUGAAAAAGCAAGAAAGGAGGAAUUUAGGAGAUUAUUUAGAGAACAUUACAAGAUCACUUUUAAUGACUAUGCAGGUGAGAGGAUGACAACCGAUGGCACUUCCUUUAGUAAAGGAGGCAUGUAUAUGAUAAGUAAUCUAGAAGUGAAACCAGAAUCAGGUGUUGGAGGCUGCUGCCCCUAUAAUCAAGGCAAUGCAUACUAUGCAAAGUAUAUUGCAAAUCUUCCAAUACAAGAUAUUAUCAAAACUCAAUUACCAUGUUUUCUAUUAUACCUCGCAGGACCAUAUAUUGGCAUUGCUGGUGCAUUGGAUGCAUUAGACAUUUACUAUCAAAAUCUUCCUUGGAUUGAUUCUUGGCAAAUUAAAUUUCCAUACAUCACUUCACUCAAGGUUUCAGGUGGAGCAGAAAUUCAAUUUAAAUAUCUCAAACAACUUUAUGAAAGCAAAUUAUUGUUUCUUGUUGAACAAUAUAAUGAUAAUGCUGAUUGCACCCUCUUCCCACAAAGACUACUUGUGAAAUUUGUACAACAAUAUGGAAUAGAGGCACAUAAAACCUAUGAUUAUGAACUUUUAACUUUACAUGAAACUACUGAAAUUAAAAAAGCUAUGCAUAAUGCAGAAUUUGUACAUGGUGAUUUAAGAUGUGAAAAUAUCCUCUGUAAGAAGAAACAAAAAAUUGGUGAUAAUAAUGAUCAAGUAGAUAUUGUAAUUAUAGAUUUUGAUUGGGCUGUAAAAGCUGAUAAAGAAGUUAAAAUUCUACAGCCACUAACAUCUAGUUUAGAGAAAGAGAGGAAUGAAUUGCUUGAAAAAAUUAAGGAAUUAGAAGCAAGAGUAGAAGAAAAAGAUAACAUAAUAGAGAAUUUAGAAGAAAGAGUAGACAUGGAAGUUGAAAUGAACUUGAAAGCACUAGACAAGUCCAAAGAAUAUCAUGAUAGAAAUCUUUUCUUAUUAGGAAUGUCAAAGGACACUAUUAUAACCAAUUUGAAAUUAAAAAUUUAA
Molecule: messenger RNA, 1782 nt
Organism: Entrophospora sp. SA101
Lineage: Eukaryota; Fungi; Glomeromycota; Glomeromycetes; Entrophosporales; Entrophosporaceae
Source: the annotation of a GenBank genome assembly